AUUUUUGCUCUUAGCAGAUGAAGAAAGUGCAAAUGACAGAAACACCCCCUGUUGUCAUUCCGAGGCGGAAAAGGAAACCAAUUGCAAGACAAACCAAGAUACUAGGAAAGAAGGCGAGAAAAGCUGUUGAAAAUGAUAGUAUUCAAGCGGUAUUUAGGACAACGUGUGACCUGAAGUGUCUGGACAAGUUCACUAGCUCUGAGGUGUUGGAGAAAAGAAGGUACUUUUGGGACAAAGAUCGAGAUGUACAGAGACAAUACAUCAUGUCACAAUUAGAGGCUACUUUCAACUACCAAGAACAGGACGCAUGUAACAUCAUGUUCACAGUUCAAGGCCAUUCGGUGUGUCCGAAGUGUUGGCGACUAAUCUUUGCGAUUAGCAAAUCAAGGUAUUACAGCGCACUGUCAGAUGUCAGGAAAGGCCUCGCCACAGCCAGUCCAGAUCAUCGAAAAGAUUUAUGCUACGACACAAAACGGUUUUUAGCAGCAAAGCUCUGGCUAACCCGUUUUACCAGAAGAUUUGGAGACCCAAUGCCACACAGGGUACAAAUUCAGCUGCCUUCAACACUAACGAAGAGGGCGAUCUGGCAAGAAUACCAAGAAGAAUUCAGCAUGAAUGGAUCAAUUUAUUUGAAAUACAACAGAUUUCUACAAAUGUGGUCCGAACACUUUAACCACGUGACAAUACCAAAGUGUAAAGACUUCACACAGUGCAAAGACUGUCUGGACUACCAGAAUGCAAUGCUAUGCAAGCCAUCAAAAGAAGAACAGAAAGAGUUGAAAGAGGGAUUAAAGGCACACCUCAAUUUACAAAGCCUUUCAAGAGAAAAAUACUACCGGCACAUCUCCAAAGCCCGAGAGAACCCUGAGAAAUAUUCUUCUAUCAUAAUUGACAACAUGGAUCAACAAAAGUCAAGCCUGCCAGCAUUCCCAAGACAAUCCAAGGCUGACGUUGGUCUAACACGAAUGAAACAUCAUGUGACAGGCGUUCUGGAUCAUGGUAAUGAGAAGUCCUAUGCAUAUGUGUGGAACUCUGCACUGCCUGGAGACUGUAACGUGACCUGUACAGUUCUUCUUACAGUUCUCCAGAGGAUAGCACAGAGUAAAGGAGGUGGGCUUCCAGAAGUGUUGUACAUACAAGGGACAACAGCCCUAAAGACAACAAGAACGUGA
Haliotis rubra (blacklip abalone) is the source of this 1172-nucleotide messenger RNA. RefSeq lists its product as uncharacterized. NCBI's taxonomy places the organism in Eukaryota, Metazoa, Mollusca, Gastropoda, Lepetellida, Haliotidae. The coding region runs from base 18 to 1172 and encodes 384 amino acids. The transcript has 8 exons. The record is from RefSeq and is a predicted model, not a curated record.